This is a messenger RNA of Adineta ricciae, 7983 nucleotides long. The record is from the annotation of a GenBank genome assembly. Lineage: Eukaryota; Metazoa; Rotifera; Eurotatoria; Adinetida; Adinetidae.
AUGACUACAGAUGGUUCUUACAGUUUGCCAACGAAUGGAAUGGAUGUGAAUAGUGUUCUUUCGGGCUCUUUCAUAUCGAUGAAAUGUAAUACUGGUUAUACCUAUGGGAGCGGCCAAUUAAAUAUAACUUGUGUUGGCACCGCUUGGACCACAUUUCCCACUUGUGUAUCGACGAAUGGUGCAACUUGUGUAGUUGACGUGACAUCAACGUUCAAUAUUACCAAUGGUUACUAUACGAGUCAGUCACUCUCUUUUACGUCGUCUACAACGGCUACUGGGUCAAUUCAAUUUACAUGCUCGCAAGGCUACGUUUUGGAUCCAACGAUUGGAGCUUUGUAUACGUGUAACAAUGGUGUCUGGUCUACGAAACCACGGUGUCUGAUGACCGGUCGAUGUUCUUAUUCGGCACUACAAACAUAUAUUUCAUCUGCAACCGGUCUUAGAACAACUACACAACAAAAUCUGAUGGCUGCAUCGGCAGAUGCUCUCGUCGUAUUCAACGACUCGUAUAUUGUUCUCGCUUGUGCUAAUGGCUAUGUAAAUACGGGCGGCAGUUUAAACGUCACCUGUUUAAGCAAUGGUUCAUGGACGCAAUUCCCUAAUUGUAUACUUAGUACUGGCAGUGGUUCUUUGACAACGACAACCAUUGCCACGUCUAAUGGUUUGCCAUGUACAAUAGAUCCCAAUACUUCGUUUAACAUUACAAAUGGAUACUACACUCUUUCUUCACUUGGUUAUACCUCAACUACGGCUGCUACGGGUUGGAUACAAUUUACCUGUAUGCCCGGUUAUGUAUUGGAUCCAAAUAUUGGUGCGCUGUAUAACUGUAAUAACGGAGUUUGGUCAACUAAGCCACAGUGUCUAAUAACUGGUCGAUGUUCAUAUACAACAUUGCAGAAUUUCAUCUUCUCGGCCACUGGAAUUCAGACGACUGGUCAAAAUCGACUAAUGGCUUCCUCGACGGAUGCUACUAUCGUUUUCAAUGAUUCUUAUGCAGUGCUCGCUUGCAUGAGCGGUUAUGUUAACAUAGGUGGUAGUUUGAACGUCACAUGUUUGAGCAAUGGAUCGUGGACUCAAUUUCCUAAUUGCAUACUCAGCAGUGGUUCUAUCACCACUACUACAACAUCUAUCCCCAAUCAACUGUCGACGACAACCAUAGCGCCUAGUACAGGUGCAGCUUGUUCUAUUGAUUCGACGACAUUCACAAUCACAAAUGGAUAUUACGCGAGCUCUACACUAUCCUACACUUCCGCUACCACUGUAACUGGGUCAGUCAUAUUUGCUUGCGCGUCUGGCUAUGUGUUGGAUCCGACCAUCGGUGCGUCGUAUAAUUGUAAUAAUGGCGUUUGGUCAACUAAGCCUCGUUGUUCGAUCACUGGUCGAUGUUCUAUCGCCGCAUUACAGAAUUUUAUUUCCACUGCAGCCGGUUUACAGAUUGUAGAUCAAAAAAAUCUAUUGGCCAGUUCGCAAGAUACAACUGUCGUAUUCCAGAAUUCCUUUGUGAUUUUCUCAUGUGCCAGCGGAUACGUAAAUGCAGGCGGUAAUCUCAAUGUUACAUGUCUAUCCACUGGUUCCUGGACUCAAUUUCCCAGCUGUGUACUUAGUAGUGGGGGCGGUUCACUCACCACAACGACAACAGCUAUCCCUAACCAAUUAUCGACCACCACUGUGUCCCAAAGUACUGGCGCAGCUUGUCCCAUAGACGCAUCAACUUUUACCAUUACGAAUGGUUACUAUGCUAACUCAGCACUAACAUACACAUCUUCAACCACUGCGACCGGAUCAAUUCAAUUCUCUUGCAAUGUUGGUUAUGCUCUCGAUACGACUGUCGGCGCAACAUACACUUGUAACAACGGUGUUUGGUCAACCAAACCGCGCUGCUCGAUGACAGCUCGAUGUGCAUUCUCAACUCUGCAGAACUUCAUCUCUACAGCCAGUGGUACUCAGAUUGUUGAUCAGAAGAAUUUGCUAGCGUCCGCACAAGAUACAACAACUGUAUUCGUCAACUCAUUUAUUAUCUUCGCGUGUGCAAGCGGAUAUGUAAACACAGGUGGUAGUCUAAAUGUCACUUGUUUAAGCACAGGAUCAUGGUCUCAAUUCCCAAGUUGUGUCCUGAAUACUGGUGGAAUAACCACGACAACAACUACUACGCCAGCAAUGAUCACAACGACUAUUUCAUCCAGCACUGGGGCAGCAUGUGUCAUUGAUUCCUCGACAUUUACUGUCACCAAUGGCUAUUACGCGAGUUCGACACUUUCAUACACAUCAGCGACAACUGCAACUGGAUCCAUUCAAUUCGCUUGCAAUACUGGGUACACUCUUGAUACCACUGUGGGUGCAGCCUAUACCUGUAACAAUGGCGUCUGGUCGACCAAGCCACGUUGCAAUAUCACUGCUCGCUGUCCGUUCUCGACUCUGCAGAGCUUCAUCUCUACAGCCAGUGGUAUUCAGAUUGUUGACCAGAAGAAUUUGGUAGCAUCCGCGCAAGAUACCACAACUGUAUUCGUCAACUCUUUUAUUAUCUUCGCGUGUGCAAGCGGAUAUGUAAACACAGGUGGUAGUCUAAAUGUCACUUGUUUAAGCACAGGAUCAUGGUCUCAAUUUCCAAGUUGUGUGGUGAAUACUGGUGGAAUAACCACGACAACAACAACAGCAUCGGGCAUUACAACUACUACUGUGGCAUCAAGUGGCGGUGCAGCGUGUGCGUUUGAUGCCUCCACAUUCACUGUUACCAAUGGUUAUUAUGUCAGCUCCUCUUUGACUUAUACAUCGGCCACAACAGCUACAGGAUCGAUUCAAUUUGCUUGCAACACCGGUUAUGCUCUAGACUCUACGGUUGGUGCAGCCUACACCUGUAACAAUGGUGUCUGGUCUACGAAACCACGUUGCAAUAUCACUGCGCGCUGUCCGUUCUCGAGCUUGCAAAGCUUUAUCUCGACUGCAACGGGAAUACAGAUCGUUGACCAGAAGAAUUUGGUAGCAUCCGCACAGGAUACAUCAACUGUAUUCGUCAACUCAUUUAUUAUCUUCGCGUGUGCAAGCGGAUAUGUAAAUACAGGUGGCAGUCUAAACGUCACUUGUUUAAGCACGGGAUCAUGGUCUCAAUUUCCAAGUUGUGUCGUGAAUACCGGUGGAAUAACCACGACAACAACUACUACGCCAGCAAUGAUCACAACGACUCUUUUAUCCAACACUGGGACAGCAUGUAUCAUUGAUUCCACGACAUUUACUGUCACCAACGGCUAUUACGUCAGUUCGACACUUUCAUACACAUCAGCGACAACUGCAACUGGAUCCAUUCAAUUCGCUUGCAAUACUGGGUACACUCUUGAUACCACUGUGGGUGCAGCCUAUACCUGUAACAAUGGCGUCUGGUCGACCAAGCCACGUUGCAAUAUCACUGCUCGCUGUCCGUUCUCGACUCUGCAGAGCUUCAUCUCUACAGCCAGUGGUACUCAGAUUGUUGAUCAGAAGAAUUUGCUAGCAUCUGCACAAGAUACAACAACUGUAUUCGUCAACUCAUUCAUUAUCUUCGCCUGUGCAAGCGGAUAUGUAAACACAGGUGGCAGUCUAAAUGUCACUUGUUUAAGCACAGGAUCAUGGUCUCAAUUUCCAAGUUGUGUCGUGAAUACUGGUGGAAUAACCACGACAACAACAACAGCAUCGGGCAUUACAACUACUACUGUGGCAUCAAGUGGUGGUGCAGCGUGUACGUUUGAUGCCUCCACAUUCACUGUUACCAAUGGUUAUUAUGUCAGCUCCUCUUUGACUUAUACAUCGGCCACAACGGCUACAGGAUCGAUUCAAUUUGCUUGCAACACCGGUUAUGCUCUAGACUCUACGGUUGGUGCAGCGUACACCUGUAACAAUGGCGUCUGGUCUACGAAACCACGUUGCAAUAUCACUGCGCGCUGUCCGUUCUCGACUCUGCAGAGCUUCAUCUCUACAGCCAGUGGUAUUCAGAUUGUUGACCAGAAGAAUUUGCUAGCGUCUGCGCAAGAUACCACAACUGUAUUCGUCAACUCAUUUAUUAUCUUCGCCUGUGCAAGCGGAUAUGUAAACACAGGUGGCAGUCUAAAUGUUACUUGUUUAAGCACCGGAUCAUGGUCCCAAUUUCCAAGUUGUAUCCUGAACACUGGCGGAAUCACUACUACGACCACAUCAGCCGCAAUGACAACAACUCUCUCAACGAGUACUGGAUUAGCUUGUACAAUCGAUGCGUCAACAUUCACGAUAGCAAAUGGUUAUUACAAUAGCUCAGCACUGACGUACACUUCUGCUACUACUGCUACGGGGUCCAUUCAAUUCGCGUGCGUACCAGGAUAUGCGCUCGAUGCUACGGUUGGCGCUACAUACACUUGUAACAGUGGAAUAUGGUCUACAAAACCGCGUUGCUCUGCCACAGGACGCUGUUAUUUGUCGACUCUGCAAAGUUUUAUAUCAACAGCAACAGGAAUACAAAUCGUUGAUCAAACGAAUUUAUUAGCGUCGACACAGGAUACAAGUGCAGUAUUGGCGAACUCGUUCAUUGUAAUGGCUUGUGCGAAUGGCUACACUAACACUGGUGGUUCUCUAAAUGUUAGCUGCUCGAGUGCCGGUUCUUGGAGUCAGUUUCCAAACUGUGUAGUCAGUGGUGGAAGCGGUGUGACUACAACAACGAUCGCCUCAAAUACAGGUGCUGGCUGUCCAAUCGACACCUCUACGUUCACUAUUAAUAAUGGUUACUAUACUAGUUCAUCUCUGAAAUAUACAUCGGCUACGGCGGCGACUGGAUCGAUACAAUUUUCGUGUAUGCCCGGUUACAAUCUCGAUUCGGUAACUGGUGGAACAUACACAUGUACGAAUGGAAUAUGGUCAACUAAGCCGACAUGUUCAAUUACUGGUCGAUGCACGUUGACAGCACUGCAAAAUUUUAUUUCUACUGCCACGGGAAUACAGAUUCUGGAUCAAAAAAAUUUAAUGGCAUCUUCGCAAGAAACGAAUUCCAUAUUUGUGAACUCAUACAUUGUUUUCGCCUGCGCAAAUGGAUAUAUCAAUACUGGUGGUAGUCUCAAUGUGACUUGUUUGAGCAGCGGCUCGUGGACGCAAUUUCCUAAUUGUGUGCUCAGUGGUGGAAGCGGUGUUACUACUACAACAGUCGCCGGAAAUACUGGUGUAGGUUGUCCGAUUGAUGCAACUGCUACAUUUACAGUUACCAAUGGAUACUACGUGAAUUCUUCAUUGGCAUACACUUCAUCUUCGACAGCAACAGGAUGGAUUCGAUUCACCUGCAUUGCUGGUUAUACAGUGGAUCAAACGAUCGGUCCAUUGUACACAUGUACUAAUGGUGUCUGGUCCACGAAGCCACGAUGUUUAACUACGGGUCGAUGUUCCUAUUCUACGUUGAAAAACUUUAUAUCCACGGCAACAGGUAUUCAAGUGACUAGUCAAAAUCGAUUAACAACAGCACCAGAAGACUCUAACUCCGUGUUGAGCGAUUCAUUCAUUGUGUUAGCAUGCACAAGUGGCUUUACUAAUACUGGAGGUAGUUUAAAUGUUACAUGUUUGUCAACGAAUUCAUGGACUCAAUUUCCAAAUUGUGUACUCGGUAGCGGUAGUGGUUCAAUAACGACAACUACCCUAGCACCAAACAAUGGUCUAGCUUGUCUAAUUGACGCUUCUUCAUUUACCAUCACUAAUGGAUAUUACUUAAGUACGUCGCUCUCGUAUACUUCGGCGACUACGGCUACCGGAUCAAUACAGUUUGCAUGUAUACCAGGGUACACACUCGAUUCAACAGUUGGUGCAGCGUAUACCUGUAAUAAUGGUGUGUGGUCCACAAAACCGCGUUGUAAUAUGACAGCACGAUGCUCGUUUACUACAUUGCAAAACUUCCUGUCAUCAGCCACUGGUAUACAAGCUACGGAUCAGAGGAACUUGGUUGCAUCAACGCAAGACUCAAGUGUUGUGUUCGUCAAUUCUUACAUUGUUUUGACGUGUGCAAGUGGAUAUGUUAACACCGGCGGCAGUCUCAAUGUGACGUGCUUGGGCACUGGUUCAUGGUCACAAUUUCCAAGUUGUGUAUUAAACGGUGGCAGUGGUGUUGUCACUACCACUACUACUACUACUACUACAGCUAGCACAGGUUUAUCUUGCGCGGUAGAUGCAUCGAUCUUCACCAUUACGAAUGGUUAUUAUUCAAGUUCAGCAUUGACAUAUACUUCGGCCACGACUGCCACAGGAUGGAUACAAUUUACAUGUUCACCUGGUUAUGUAUUGGACUCAACGGUAGGUGCAUCAUACACGUGCAAUAAUGGUAUUUGGUCGACUAAACCACGCUGCUUAAUGACUGGACGAUGCACUUAUUCAGCCCUUCAAAGUUUUAUUUCAACAGCUACCGGCGUACAAACUACCGAUCAAAGUCGUUUAGUCGCUGCCACUCAAGAUACUACUGCAGUUUUAAAUGGUUCAUAUAUCUUACUUGCGUGCGUCAGUGGUUACACGAACAUCGGUGGUAGUUUAAAUAUAACAUGUCUAAAUAAUGGUUCAUGGAGUCAGUUUCCCAAUUGCGUUUUGAAUGGUGGCGGUGGCGGCGUGACCACGACUACCACUCAAGCUACUGGCAAUGGUGUAGCGUGUACAGUCGAUGCUACAACGUACACAAUUAGUAAUGGUUACUAUGUAAGCUCCACACUUUCCUACGUUUCGAGCACUGCUGCCACAGGAUCGAUUCAAUUUGCUUGUUCGUCUGGUUAUGUGUUAGAUUCGAGUAUAGGAGCAACGUAUACAUGCACGAGUGGUGUUUGGUCAAAAAAACCACAAUGCUUAAUGACUGGUCGUUGUUCAUAUACACUUUUGAAGAAUUUUCUUUCAACUGCGUCUGGAUUACAAGCGACAAGUCAAAAUCGUAUCGUACUAUCAUCACAAGAUAGUAAUGCUGUCCUGAAUGAUUCAUAUAUUGUUUUCACUUGCGCAAGUGGUUAUGUAAACGUUGGUGGCAAUCUGAAUGUCACUUGUCUGAGCACUGGUUCCUGGUCUCAAUUUCCUAGCUGUGCUUUGAACAAUGGUGCGAUAACUACAACAACGACAACAACUACACUCGCAUCGAGCACUGGAGCAGCUUGUGCAGUCGAUGCAUCAACGUUUACCAUCACAAAUGGUUACUAUUCUUCGUCUGCUCUGUCCUAUACUUCAGCAACAACGGCGACCGGUUAUAUUCAAUUUACAUGCGCAUCUGGUUAUUCGUUGGAUUCAGGCGUCGGUGCGAGAUAUACGUGUAAUAACGGUAUCUGGUCUACUAAACCACGAUGUUUAGUGAAUAGUCAAUGUUCCUAUUCAACGCUGAAUAAUUUUGUUUUGAGUGCGAAUACAUUGAAAACUACGUCUGAUUUUCGGCUGACAACAGCUUCACAAGAUACAAAUGCAAUAAUCAGUGGUUCGUAUGUGGUUCUUGCUUGUCUCGAUGGUUACAUUAAUACAGGUGGUAACUUGAACGUCACUUGUCUCAGCAAUGGCUCAUGGAGUCAAUUUCCAAGUUGCGUUCAAAGUACACAAUCAAUUACAACAACAGUAGCUACAGGCACUGGAAUGUAUUGUUCUUAUGACGCCAGUCGUUUGACCAUAGCAAAUGGCUAUGCAAACUCGUACAGUGGUAUUAUGUCACCAACUGCUAAUCUAGCUGUAUCAGGAGCAUACAUCAAUUAUGUUUGUGCAUCUCCGUAUGUACUAGUAGGUAACUCACAGAUAACUUGCACCAAUGGCGUUUGGAGUACAUCACCUGUUUGUACCUCAAAUGCUUCGUGUUCAUUAUCUCAACUAUCAUCGGCACUAGUCAAUGUUCAAGUUGUAUCGAAAUCACUAUUUUCCGCUAAUAAUGGUAUAACUGUUGGUAGUUGGAUUCAAGUUCAAUGUAGCUCUGGAUUCCAGUACAAUUCUUUAUCGGGCCCCUUGAAUAUCACUUGUUUAGCUACAGGAGCAUGGACACAAUUUCCAAUUUGUUCGUAG